This is a messenger RNA of Rubroshorea leprosula, 535 nucleotides long. NCBI's taxonomy places the organism in Eukaryota, Viridiplantae, Streptophyta, Magnoliopsida, Malvales, Dipterocarpaceae. The record is from the annotation of a GenBank genome assembly.
ACUCGCACACAAAACACAUUUUCUUGCAAUUUCUUUUCUCCUUAACCAUGGCUAGAUACGAUAGGUCAUAUUUGCACUAUCUUUCUCCUCCUCCUCUACACCUAUGUUUCUUUGUCUUCAUCCUAUUCUUCGUUUUGGGCUUAUCAUGGUACAUAAAUUACGAGUCCAUGUUUGAGGACUUGAUCAGCCAGAUCAAGUUCUUCCUCAUGCUCUCUCCUCUAGUUUUGGUGCUCCUUGUUCACUUGUUUUCCGGUCGAACUAAUUUCUCGGUGCCGUUUCCGGAGAAGGAUUCCCUUCACCGAGCAGGGGGAUCUCCGUGGGGGGUGGCUCUUCUGCUUGUGUUCCUUCUGUUUCUGGUCUCUCAUCAGUCUUCUUUCCACGAACGUUGGUUUCCUUUUGGUGACUGAAAGAAUGAUUUCUAAAUUAGAAAAUAUUAAUUAAGUACGCAAUCAUGUUUGAUGUGUAACCUUGGCUUGUUCUUUUUUGAUAUAGUUUUGUACUUGGGAAGACAUGUAAGUAAAAAUUUGGUACACCA